Messenger RNA from Zymoseptoria tritici IPO323, 750 nucleotides. RefSeq lists its product as uncharacterized. The coding region runs from base 1 to 750 and encodes 249 amino acids. NCBI's taxonomy places the organism in Eukaryota, Fungi, Ascomycota, Dothideomycetes, Mycosphaerellales, Mycosphaerellaceae. The transcript has 4 exons. The record is from RefSeq and is a predicted model, not a curated record.
AUGCCGAAGCAAAUGCCGACGGAUCUAAGUCCGAACAGUGCUAGAAACAUUGAGUUCCUGCGACAAUACCUGAGUUCGAUCAGCCAGUUCCGCGAUCUGACAGUUAUGAAUGGUUGGAGAUGCUUGAUAUGCGCCAAGCAUGUGGCUCUAGCGGAGAUGUACGAACAUCUCGCCCGAGAGCACGCUCAGGAGGAAAAACGAAUCUCACGGCUGACGUUGAUGCCGCCGGACGAGUUCCGCGAGAUCGUCUCCCGACAGCCCAACCCACCGCCGACUUUUGAGCCUUGGACGGACUUGCUAACUUCAGUGGCGUUACUCAGGCCGGACAAGAAACUCACAUGCUCGCCAAACAGCACCCAAGCCUUCUCCGAUCCCCAAGCGCCAGACAAGGGUGAAGGAGACUGUGCGAACUUGUGGGACACCGCAGACGAGAAGAAAGUUGGCGCGGGCGGUAGAGCGGCGGGGGGAGUCGUCGUCGAGUGCAGAGCGGCGGGCAGUGAUCUCGACCUCGGGCGCCGGUCAGGAGUGAGAUUAUGCGAGCGCAAUGCAUAUUCGAUGGGAGCCGGCGGUGCAUUUGCGCGGUUCAAUUUGUCCGAGGUAGCUCAGAUGCCACCAGUAGGUCGGACCUUCAAGGCGCUGCUCGUCCCUAUCGCGCUAGUGAUGGUCCCGAUCAGCAUCGGCAUCGGCAUCGGACUCAGCGACCCGGCCAGGCUACGAAGCUCUUUCUACUCGCAUCCGCGAGAAUGUUAA